Messenger RNA from Miscanthus lutarioriparius, 570 nucleotides. Lineage: Eukaryota; Viridiplantae; Streptophyta; Magnoliopsida; Poales; Poaceae. The record is from the annotation of a GenBank genome assembly.
AUGGACGGCGCCGUCUCCCUCUCCCUGCACCACCACGCCCACGGCGCGCUCCCGCUCCCGGCGCCCCGCCACCACAACCACUGCGCGGUCCCGCUCAGCCACCACUCCUCCUCCGCCGCCGCCGCCGCAAACGCGCCGUCGUCCAAGGCUCACGCUCAUCCUCCUCCCGCGGCGCGCCUGAGCCUCGCCCUCGCCGCGCGACCCCGCUCGUCCUCGUCCGCGGCGCUCUCCCCAAACCCGGCCCCGGCCCCGCCCGCCGCGCGCUCCUCCAGCCGCGCCGCCACGGGGUACGCGGCCGCGCUGGCCGACGCGUGCGCCCGCGCCGGCACGCUGCGCCGCGCCGCGCGCCACGCGCGCGCGCUCCUCCACUCCCGCCCAGGGCGGCGGCUGGAAGAGAACGCCGACGCCGCGGUCGCGGGGCAGCAGCUGGACGCGCGGGUGGCCGCGCUCGUCCGGAUGCUCGUCGCCAAGGGCAAGACCGGGAUGGUCGCCGAGGCCCUGGCCGAGUUCGCCGCCAUCUGCGACCACCUGCUGCCGCACCAGCCGCCGCGCGCGCGCCACGCCUACUAG